Messenger RNA from Ornithorhynchus anatinus (platypus), 3428 nucleotides. RefSeq names its product SH2 domain containing 5 (gene SH2D5). NCBI's taxonomy places the organism in Eukaryota, Metazoa, Chordata, Mammalia, Monotremata, Ornithorhynchidae. Bases 617 to 1915 code for a protein of 432 amino acids. Gene Ontology annotation, cellular component: postsynaptic density. The transcript is spliced from 10 exons. The record is from RefSeq and is a predicted model, not a curated record.
GCAGGACCGGGACCAGACCAGGACCAGGGAGAGGCCGAGGGAGGCAGGACCGGGACCGGGACCAGACCAGGACCGGGACUGAGCCAGAGACCCAGGACCGGGACCCGGAUCGAGCCAGGGAGAGGCCAAGGGAGGAAGGACCAGGACCGGGACCAGCCCCCGAUCGGGACUGAACCAGGGAGCCGGGACCCGGACCGGGACCAGGGAGAGGCCAAGGGAGGCAGGACCUCAACCGGGACCAGCCCCGGCCCGGGACUGAGCCAGGGAACCGGGACCGGGGAGAGGCCGAGGGACGCAAGACCUGGACCAGGACCGGGACCGAGCCAGGGAAUCAGGUCCCGGACCGGGACCAGGGAGAGGCCAAGGGAGGCAGGACCUAGACCAGGACCAGGACUGAGCCGGGACCAGGACCGAGCCAAGGAGAGGCCAAGGGAGGCAGGACCAGGACCAGACCAAGAUCCUGACCCAGAGGGAGGCAGGGAUCCGGGGCUGGAGUCAGAGUCCGGACACCCCUGGGGUCACCACCGGCCCGUCCUAGGGGUCACCACCGGCCCCGCUCCGGCCCGCAGAUGCCACAGUCGCCGUGGAGGUCCCAGGGUUGAAAGUCCCCGGAGCCAUGAAGAAGGCGGCAGCCCCCCGGCGGGCUUCCGAACUGCCCCCUGCCCCACCCCGGACUAGGGUCAUCUCCAAGUCAGCCCAGUACGUGGGCUCCUUUGUCCUGGAAGAUCUGGGGCUCCAGGAGAUGGUGUGGAUGGUGCAGCAGCAGCUGUGGGCGCUGAAGGACUGUCCCCGGCGCAGAGCUGUCCUCCUCAAAUUUAGCCUCCAGGGUCUGAAGAUCUACAGUGCCGAGGGAGAGGUCCUUCUGAUGGCCCACGCUCUGAGGAGGAUCGUCUACUCCACCUGGUGCCCCGCCGACUGCCAAUUUGCCUUCGUGGCCCGGAAUCCGCACGGCCCAGCCAGCCAGCUCUUCUGCCACCUGUUUGUGGGAAGCCAGCCUGGCGAGGUCCAGAUCCCGCACUUGCUGCUCUGCCGUUCCUUCCAGCUCUCCUACGUCCUGCAGCACCCCGAGGACCGGGCCCGCCCCCGCCCCCGCGUGGGGCCGCCCUCCGGAGAGCCCCCGAAGCCGCAGUCCGGGACCCCCGGCCCGGCGGGCGGGCUGCGGGAGCCUCUCGGCAAGGACCAGGUCUCCCACAACGUCCUGGCGCUGGUCUCCUUCCGCCGGCUCCCGCCUCAGGGGGACGGGGCCGUCCCCGGCAGCACGAAAGAGGCUCCAGAGCCAGAAGGCCGCGGCGGUUCCCGCAGCUCACGCUUGGGGAACCCCUACUGCUCCCCGACCCUGGUGCGCAAGAAGGCCAUCCGGAGCAAGGUGCUGCGCUCGGGGGCCUACCGCUGCUCCACCUACGAGACGCAGCUGCAGCAGUCGGCACAGGAUGCCCUCCCUGCCUCCUGGGAUGGCGGGGGCCAGGGGGGCCUGGUCUGGCUGGUGGAGAGUGGGGGCAGCCUGACGGAGAACAUCUGGGCCUUCGCAGGGCUCUCCAGGGCCCGGGCCUUGGCGCUCCUCCGAAGAGACGUUCUGGGCACCUUCCUGCUCUGGCCGGAGCCGGGGUCCGGAGGCCAGUGGAGCUUGUCGGUGAGGACACAGUGCGGGGUCGUACCCCACCAGAUCUUCAGAAACCACCUGGGCAAGUUCUACGUGGAGCACCUGACGGCCGAGUUCCCCAGCCUGGACGCCCUGGUGGAGCACUACUCUGGCGCAGAACGCGGACUCUUCUGCUCCCUGGACAUGGGCCGCCUGAACCACUGUUACGAGGAGGACGACUGCGGCGGGGAGGCCUGCCCGGGCCCCGACUCCAGCCGAGCGCCCCGGCUCUGUGGCCAGGCCAAGCCGCAGACGGUCGGGCAGGAGCUGGGCUAACGUCGGCCCCUCGCCCCCACCCCGCCUCGGGGGUUCGCUGGGACCCCAGCCCUCCCACCCGCUCCCGCCCAGCACUCGGAGGGGAUGAAUAGUCACGUACGUCCCCCCGGGUCGUGUCAGCGCUCUCCACCGGCUGAUGUCACUCUCUCCCCGAACGAGUCCCUCUCAUUGCUUUGCUGCUUCUUUGGGUUUUAGAGCCCAGGGUCUGGAGGUGGGGAGGGGAGGUGGAGGGCGCUUGGCUAGUGGCCACUGUGCGGGAUGCCCUCGUUAGGCCUUGACCGAGCCUUUGGGCCAGGCAGGGAGGCUCUCACGUUGAUGUGCUGGGUGGCCGUGGCUGAGUUGCUUAGCCUCUCCGGGCCUUAGGCUUGCCCCUCCCGGGGCUAACGUAGACCUACCUCAGAGCGGGGAUGAAGCUCGCUCCCGCCCCAGUUCUGAGGCGCCCUGUCCCUCCUGCGGCCUCGGUGGCGGGACUGAUUCCCUUAAUCCUCCGUGGCACCUGGAAUGUAGGGAGCGCGGGGGCUGUCCGGGGCAAAGGGGUACCCCAGCCUGGGCAGGGUCUGUGGAAGCCAAGAGCUGUGGGGAUGGGGGCGUCCAGAUGGGCAGAGCUCUCUGGGAGGAGAAAUGCCGGGGCUUCCUCUCUCACUUCCAGCCCGGGGGCUCUUGAUGUUUGAGGAAGAUCUGCUCCCUUUCCGUGAGGGAGCCAAGGGACGCUGAGGGAAUUAGGGAUGACGACCGACCUUCUCAACUCCUUGCAGCUGUUGGAGGGAAGAGGAGGACGAAGAGGGAAGGAAGUUGCGCUUCUCAUUUGCACUUGAGACGGGAAGUCCCCGACAGCACUGAUGCUCGCAGUCGCCUAAGCGGAGGGGCCGAGGGGAUGGGGCUGGAGGGGUGGAGAGGGCACGGGGAGGUGGGCGCUGCUGGAGGACGCCCUUGCCCACUCCCCUUCCUGGUACUGGCCUUGAGGGGGUCCUCUUUCGGCUCACCCCUCUACCACGUGGGAACCCCCCCGCCCCCCAGUUAAUCGUGAGGCCCUUGUGGUUCAGGGACCGUGUCUAACUGAUCUUGGAUCCACACCAGUGUCUAGCACAGGGCUACACUGUGCUAGACUUUAAACUCAUAGACUGUAAGAUCAUUAUGGGCAGGGAACGUGUCUGCUAAUUCCGUUGUACUCUCCUAAGCGCUGAGUACAGCGCUCUGCACAUAGUAAACGCUCAAUAAAUAUCACUGCUUCACGCUCGAUCGACACCGUAACUAAAUCAACGGGUUAAAUCCUGAUUGGUUUAACCCAGUUUGGUGGUGGGCUGACAUUAUUCCCUCUUGCUGACAAAGAACCCCCUUUUGGCUCUGAGAUCAGCAAAGACAAGAAGCGACUGCAGGGGUCCAGGAAAGCCUCGGUAGGUGGAGCCUGGGCUCAAACGAAUCCUAAUUUUUUGGCUGCUGAACUCCCUAAACUCCUGGGAUUUGAUGUGUUUACUGCAUUGGAAAAGAAUAAAAGUAUUUCACCCAAAUUGGA